AAACACGUUUCUCCAUGAGAGGCUGAUUUAACAACCAGCCAGUUAUCCAGAGUCCAGCUGCUGCCUGGAAUCAGCACCACGGCGUUUAGGAGCUUAGUUAGAAUCUAGUCAGAAGUUUUGAGAGAAACAGUUUCAACCAGCCAGUAGUUUCUGCGCUUCACACACAGACGCUGGUGGUUCAGUUCAGGUGAGGUUACAGGUGAGCCGCUGAGGUUCUUCUUCCAUUGGUGGAGAGCUACUGAGAAGAAGAUCAGCUGCUGCAGCUCGUCUCUGUCGUCAGGCCGACAGGACGAUGAGCAGGAACCAAACCUGCGCUGUUCACGGUACGCAGGCGUGAUGUCGGCGUGUCGCUCGCUGCUGCUCACCUGUCUGCUGCUCGCCGCCAUGGUCCAAGGCCACAGCUGGAGACCCUGCACAGACCUGCUGCCUCUUGACCUGCUGACCAGAGCGCUGCCACGCCCUGGACAAGCCCCGCCCACACAGGUGCAGAUGGUUCAGUCCAGAGGAUCCAGAGGUUUCCGAUUGGCUGGUGCCGAGGCAACAGCACUGAGUUUUCCCGCCUCUCAAAUCUUCACAAACUGUGACUACUUCCCCUCUGAGUUCUCAUUGGUUGCCACCGUCAAGAUACCGAAUCUGAGACAGAAGACUAAUGAACACAUCUUCUCUGUGGUGGAGGAGGAAUCUGAUUCGCUGUUGCUAGGGUUACGCGUGUCCAAGAACCGCCUCCACUUUGUGACCACGCCCCCUGGUGUUAGUAGGCGGGGCCGCCAGAGUUUUAAGGAUGUUGGAUUGGAUGAUAACCGCUGGCACACCAUAAUUCUGGCGGUCAGUGGACCGUACGCCACCCUGACCGUCGACUGUGGACUUCCUCUGGAGCUUAAGCAGGCCCGGUCCUUUCCCAGCGCUCUGAGCACCAGAAGGUCCCGGUUCUUUGUGGGCAGCCGGGGAAGGUGGAGGGGUCGUUUCUCUGGUCUGCUGCGACAGCUGGUUCUGGUGCCAGGAUCGGAUGCCACGCCCCGACUGUGUCCAGCCGCCAACCCAGCUGUGGCCGAACUGGCCGUCCCCGCGAUUUUAAAUAAACCUGAUCUGAUUCUCCGUAGAACAGAUGUGACUGUGGUGCCGUUUGCUGUUCCAGAGGCCGAGGCCAGAGUGACGCUGGGAACCCGUCCUCCCUGCUCAUCGGCAGAACAAGGCCAGCUGUGGUUCGACGCUCAGAGCAGAGGGCUGUUCAUCUGCGACGGCCCGGCGUGGACGACGCUGCUGCAGAGUACCGAGCGUCUGGACUACCUGGAGGAUUACCAGGACCUGUACACCCGCUCAGAAACCUUCGACGUGGAGGUCUUCUCCAUCCCAUCUGAAGGCCUGUUCAUGGCUGCAGCCAACAGGGACUCUCGGCCCGGUUCAGGUAUCUACCGAUGGACGGACGGUACCUUCCAGCUAUACCAGAACAUCAGCACUCAGGAGGCCCGGGCCUGGAAACACUUCACCAUCGACGACCAGGUGGGAAACACAUCAGGACGCGCGGUGGACUGGGAGUUCUUCACCGUUGGAGAGGAGAAGUUUCUGGUUGUGGCGAACUCUCAUGACGGCAGCUCGUACUCUCUGAACAGCGUCAUCUACAGGUAUCAGGGCUACGAGGGCUUCGUUCCGGUCCACAGUCUGCCCACCUUCGGCUGCAGGGACUGGGAGCACUUCAGAACCGAGCAGGGACGGUUCCUCCUCUACUCCAGUGCCACCUCCAGGCUUACCAGAGACUCCAACCACAACAUCCACAGUGUGAUCUACAGGUGGAACCCUGACACACAGCUGUUUGAGGUGAACCAGACUCUGUCCACGUCCGGAGCGUAUGACUGGGAGUUCUUCAGCGUCGGACCGUACCAUUUCUUGGCGGUGGCCAACACGUUUGAUGGUCGGACCACCGCCAUCAGCUCCACCAUCUACGUCUGGUUGGAUGGAUGCUUCCAGGUCUUCCAGAACAUCCCGGUCAGUGUCUCCGCUCUGUCCUCUGCUGUCCACAAACAGGCUGCGCUGAACUCCUGCCGCCAGGUGUCGCUGUGGGGCCGGGCCUCGGCUCUCAGCGGCUCAGCUGACUGUGAGUGUCCGGGUCAGAGGCGAGGCUCCAGGUUUGAAAGUGCAGACAGCCGCCGCUGGUUCUCCGGAGGAGGCGGCGGAUGUCUGACGCAGCCCAACGGUUAUACGGCAGCGCUAGAGCCGGUCCGGUCCGGCAGGAGCCCGGAAGAGGAGCUGAGAGCCGGCAGGCAGCAGAGCGAGGCGCCGCUGGAAGGAAGCGGUCAGAUAGCACCCGGCUAA
Molecule: messenger RNA, 2310 nt
Organism: Stegastes partitus (bicolor damselfish)
Lineage: Eukaryota; Metazoa; Chordata; Actinopteri; Pomacentridae
Product: thrombospondin-type laminin G domain and EAR repeat-containing protein-like
Exons: 16
Coding region: 337-2310 (657 amino acids)
Biological process (GO): signal transduction
Source: RefSeq, a predicted model, not a curated record